Rasamsonia emersonii CBS 393.64 is the source of this 1221-nucleotide messenger RNA. Its product is annotated as NUDIX family hydrolase. The record is from RefSeq and is a predicted model, not a curated record. Gene Ontology annotation, molecular function: hydrolase activity, acting on acid anhydrides, in phosphorus-containing anhydrides. Gene Ontology annotation, cellular component: mitochondrion. Bases 1 to 1221 code for a protein of 406 amino acids. NCBI's taxonomy places the organism in Eukaryota, Fungi, Ascomycota, Eurotiomycetes, Eurotiales, Trichocomaceae. The transcript has 3 exons.
AUGACUUUAUUUCUGAAUAUUUACACAAUUCCUAUCAAUCGAUCUUGUAGUCACACGUACCGUAGUCGACUGAAAGAUCUCUUCCGUCCCCGCUCUCCGCGGCAGUACCUCGGACAGGCCCCUGCUUGGACAAGGAUUGCUAGAGCAGCUUAUUCAACCGAUUCAGCCAGUGGUAAAUCGGAGCAUUCUUCCAAGAUGGCCGAGAAAGCUGCUAAGAAGGGGCCGUCAAUCCCAAGGCCCAGUUCAAGCGUGAUCCUUGUUUCUCCGACAAACGAAAUACUCCUACUUCAUCGAGUGCAGACGUCUUCAUCCUUCCCGUCAGCACACGUCUUCCCGGGAGGCAAUAUCUCCCCUUCCCAGGAUGGGGAAUGCCCACCUCCUGAGGAUCCCAAGAGUCAUGACGAUGCGAUCCACUACCGACGGGCGGCGAUUCGGGAGCUGUUUGAAGAAAGCGGCAUCCUGCUAGCCCGGGAUCGGUCCACGGGCCAGAUGGUCCACGUGGAUGAGGCAGAGAGGGAGCGAGGACGACACGCCAUCCACAGGGAGGAAAUUACUUUUCAGAAAUGGCUCGAGGAGCAGAAUUCGGCGGCGGAGCCUGACACAGACGCAUUGAUCCCCUUCACGCAUUGGAUCACACCAACCAACCUGCCCAAGCGAUUUACCACGCAGAUGUAUCUCUACUUUCUGCCCGUGCCGGAAGAGUCCGAUAAUAAGCUGCUGCUGGUGGCGCAGGGCCUGCCGGCCUCGGGGCGGGAAGAGAUUCAGGUUCAGGUUCCCACGUCGGACGGAGGCGUCGAGAUCAUGGAGGCCAGGUUCCUGCCGGCGUGCGACUGGCUUGGAAAGGCGCGCAGCGGGGAGAUCAUUCUCUUCCCGCCGCAGUUCUUACUGCUGCAUCUCAUCUCGCAGUUCCUGGACCAGGAGCCUCGACAGGGCGCUUCGUCGGAACAACUAAAGCGACGGAGAUCAGAGCUGCUUGAGUUCAUCCACUCUGGCAGUCCCCCGUGGACGCACAAAUACAUCUGUCCUAAGAGCAUGAAAUUGUUGCCGGAUAACAGAUCGGUCCUGGCUCUGGACAGCCCUGGGCCGGAAUUACGAGGGUCAGACAAGAAGGGAGAGGAGCACCGAGUUAUUCUUGUGAGAUUCAGCAAGGAAGGGCCUCGGAACCUCGAGGUACGGUGGAAGAAGGAUAUUUUGAGGGCUGAUUCUAAGAGUAAUUUGUAA